Messenger RNA from Chelonia mydas (Green sea turtle), 5349 nucleotides. It is a transcript of the gene HGS, whose product is annotated as hepatocyte growth factor-regulated tyrosine kinase substrate. The transcript has 17 exons. The record is from RefSeq and is a predicted model, not a curated record. Lineage: Eukaryota; Metazoa; Chordata; Testudines; Cheloniidae. Bases 2550 to 4457 code for a protein of 635 amino acids. Gene Ontology annotation, molecular function: ubiquitin binding; metal ion binding; phosphatidylinositol binding.
GCUAUCAAGAAGAAAGUCAAUGACAAGAACCCCCAUGUGGCUCUCUACGCACUAGAGGUCAUGGAGUCUGUGGUCAAGAAUUGUGGCCAGACAGUCCAUGAUGAGGUGGCCAAUAAACAGACUAUGGAGGAGCUGAAAGAACUAUUCAAGGUAGAAGCACCUUGCUCACUUGUUUCCCUCUGGAUGGGGUUGAGAGAGAAAGGUGGAGGCACUGAAACUUAAAUGCAGCAUCUUUCUAGGUCGCUAUUAACACAGAGAGGUCCUUGGGGAUUUGGAAAUGGGGCAGCAGGAGGACAUGGGAGAAGCAGAGUGGGGAGCCCCUGUGUAGAAAUCCAUGUCAGAAGGAACGAGCUGAACUGCUCAGUUGCACCACAGGAUCUGUGUGAAAUUUUUCAUGAAGCAGCUCCAGGAACCAGCUGCUGGGGAGGGAGUAUCAUGAGAGCAAACCUGCUGUCAGACUGUGGAAGGAAUGAUGGGUCACACUGCAGCACAUACUACACUGCUCUUUGGGGCCAUUUGAUGGCAAGUCCUCACCUUGCUAUUGGGCUUGGUUUAGCCAGAGCCAGUGAAGGCGAGUGAAAAUACCCAUCUAUGGGGGUGGACACGCAAGGUGGGGGGGGCUGGUAGGGAGAGGUGCUGGAGGGGGAUGUGGGCUCUCUUUCCAUAACCCAAGAUGAGAUGGAAAGUUUAAAAUGGAUAAAGAAACCCCUUUACUCUGAGUGCAUAACUAAUCUAUGGGACGAGCUGCUGCAGGAUGUUGCCGUCAAGCCAAUAGCUGAGCAAGAUUCAGAACUAAGCUUUGAUCAGAUAUGAACAAGAACACCACGUUCAGUGACAUCAGUGGGAUGAUGCUCGCUUUCCAGGGCACAAGUGCCUCUCCAGCUGGGUGGAGGCAGGAAGAUGUUCUCCUCCUGCUCCAUCUCCAAGGCACACAGUGGGACAGGAGUACGCAGCUGAGUUCAGUAAAGGGAUUUUUACUCCUUCCUCUGUAGCAUCUACCACUGGCUGCUAUCCGAGGCAGGUGACUGGCCAUGUCUAGCAGCUCCUGUAUGAGCUUUGCUAAUUCUGUCAUCUCAAACACUGAAGCGGGGUCUCUUCUCCUACUAUCCUCUUCCUAGGAAGAGGCUGGCCUAGUUCAACUAUAGAUGUGGCCUGACAUAGUAACUGCUGCCUUGAGCCUGGCCUCUCUUGACUUACAAUGGCAGCCACUAAGUUAAGUGGCAGGGGCUGGUUUUCUGACAGCCCUGGUAUCCUAGAGUUCAGUGCGGCUUGAGCGUACCUUCUGUGCUGCGGGGGAGGGUGUGUGCUUAUGCACUUGGGGUUCCCCAGACCUGUGCAGAUGGGGGGCUCUGAGUCGGUCCAUUUGAGCCCUGGGGCAGCCUCUCCUCAAGGGUGCUUUCUGUCUCCUGGGCUCUGUGGGUUGCUAAUGCAAAGCAUCUGUUAUGUCACAGUCACUGCCUCUCUGGUGACUGACACCAUAUUGAACACAGGCUCAUGGACUGCUCAGAGGGGCUUUGGGGUAGGUAUUGAGCUUCCCAAAUAUAGGAUCAGAUCAACAGUCUCUGAUUCUGCUCAGGUUCUUAUGUGAGCAGUGCUCAGAGCUCCCUAAAUGCCCAAGGUGCGUUCUUGCUCAUUACUUUAGGGACUCUCACUUUUCUGAAUCCCUUGGCUGUGGGGGUUCUGUCGUCCCUCUCUUUGUGGUGCAGGCUCCUCUCAGGUCUGUCUGAGUUUGGAGCUGCAGAUGUCUCUACAAACCUGUACUGAACUCUCCCACAAUUGAAUGUGAAGCUUGAGAGUGCUUGGAAUCUGCUUCUCAGCUUGCUGAGGGAAUUUCCGGAGCAGUCAGUCAUGUGAUUUGGUGAUGACAUGAUCAGCUGAUGGCCGGGCCCCUCCUGCCUGCUGAAGGUCAGGAAUUCCUCCUGUUGCCUGGGGUAUGUUUGGAGUGUUCCUGGCAGGGUAGGGUUGUGAACUGGAGUUAGUGUCUGUGAGCUGGAGGAUGCUGGGACCCAGAGCCAAGGCAGGUUGCAUUUCUCAGCCUUUGUGGCUAAUGAGAAGUGAUUAGUCCUUCUCAAGAAUUGCUGUGACUGCAUGGUGACAGUUCCUGCUGAUGCGAGUGAAUCGAGGAUGCUUGGAUACCCUGAGAAAUUAGCCUGGCCUUCAUAGAUGGGGAGCAACUAGGAAAGACCUUUGGGGGCAAGUGGGGUGCAAUCAAGGUGCUUUGGAGAAGGAUCCCAUUCUCCAUGCUGAGCCCUGCUGCCCUGGGGAACACCUUGGUCCAAAGGACUUUGGUCUCAUGUUCUUUUCUUGGGUGGUGUUCAGCCAUCCUGUUAGGGGAGGGGGCGAAGUGGGCCAUGCAUUUGCCUCUAAUACAGUGCUCUUCCAUUGUUCGGUGCCUUAUGUGAGUGGGGUGAGUCCUCCCCAGUAUCCUGGUCUCUGUGAGCAGUGCCUUGCUGGCCUGUUUCGUGUUGGCCCCUCACUCCACGGUAUGCGUGUCUCACCAGGACACAGUGGAGGGUCAUGUGUUCCCAGAAUUCAAGGAGAGUGAUGCCAUGUUUGCUGCAGAAAGGGCCCCUGACUGGGUGGAUGCUGAAGAGUGUCACCGAUGUCGAGUGCAGUUUGGGGUCGUGACCCGCAAGCAUCACUGCCGGGCCUGUGGGCAGAUCUUUUGUGGAAAGUGCUCUUCCAAGUACUCCACCAUCCCUAAGUUUGGCAUUGAGAAGGAGGUGCGGGUGUGUGAGCCCUGCUACGAGCACCUCAACAAGAAAGCUGACGGCAAAACGGCUGCCACCACUGAGCUGCCACCCGAGUACCUGACCAGCCCCCUUUCUCAGCAGUCCCAGCUGCCCCCAAAGCGUGACGAGACAGCCCUGCAGGAGGAGGAGGAGCUCCAGCUGGCCAUCGCCCUCUCGCAAUCAGAGGCUGAGGAGAAGGAGAGGAUGAGACAGAAAACGACCUACUCCGUGUACCCGAAGGCUGAGCCCACACCUGUCACCUCAACCGCACCCCCUGUCAGCACCCUCUACUCCUCCCCUGUGAACUCCUCUGCUCCGCUGGCUGAGGACAUCGACCCCGAGCUGGCUCGAUACCUGAACCGUAACUACUGGGAGAAGAAGCAGGAGGAGGUUCGUAAGAGCCCCACCCCAUCUGCUCCACUGUCCCUCUCAGAGCCAGCCGCCCAGCCUGGGGAAGCUCAUCCCAUCCCGCUCAGUGUCGUGGAGCAGCAGUACCAGAAUGGGGAGUCCGAGGAGAACCACGAGCAGUUCCUGAAGGCUCUGCAGAAUGCUGUCACCACCUUCGUCAACCGUAUGAAGAGCAACCACAUGCGGGGCCGCAGCAUCACCAAUGACUCAGCCGUGCUCUCCCUCUUCCAGUCCAUCAACAACAUGCAUCCCCAGCUGCUGGAGCUGCUCAACCAGCUGGAUGAGCGCAGGUUGUACUAUGAGGGCCUGCAGGACAAGCUGGCACAGAUCCGGGAUGCCCGCGGGGCCCUGAAUGCUUUGCGGGACGAGCACCGCGAGAAGCUGCGCCGGGCGGCCGAGGAGGCAGAGCGCCAGCGCCAAAUCCAGCUGGCACAGAAGUUGGAGAUCAUGAGACAGAAAAAGCAGGAGUACCUGGAGAUGCAGCGGCAAUUGGCCAUCCAGCGGCUGCAGGAGCAGGAAAAGGAGAGGCAGAUGCGCCUGGAGCAGCAAAAGCAGACUAUCCAGAUGAGAGCCCAGAUGCCAGCUUUCUCUCUGCCCUAUGCCCAGCUCCAGGCCAUGCCAGCAGCAGGAGGGGUGAUCUAUCAGCCAUCCGGUCCCACCAGCUUCCCAGGCACCUUCAGCCCCGCAGGCUCUGUGGAGGGCUCUCCCAUGCACAGUGUGUACAUGAACCAGCCAGCUCCAGGCAGCACUGGCCCCUAUGCACCAAUGCCUGUUGCAGGGGCAGGUGAGAGCCUGGGCCAAGCAGAGGUAGGCAGGGUUGGAAUGCAGCACCAGUCACCUCACUGCGCCCUCUCUGCUCCAGAUCCCAACAUGGUGAACGCCUACGUGUACCAGGCAGGCGCAGGAAGCGGGCAGGCAGCGCCGCAAGGGCAGGUGGUUCCCACCACCAACCCAGCCUACUCCUCGUAUCAGCCGACUCCGACGCAGGGCUACCAGAAUGCUGCGUCCCAGUCGCAGAGCAUCCCUGCCAUCUCGCAGGCCCCACAGUCUGGCACCAUGGGCUACAUGGGGAGCCAGUCUGUCUCCAUGGGGUACCAGCCCUACAACAUGCAGGGCCUCAUGUCGACCCUUCCUGGGCAGGAGCCGGCUCUGAGCAGCCUGCCACCCCAGCAGACUUACCUCUCGGGACAGCAGCCCGUGUAUCAGCAGAUGCCGCCCCCAGCAGGCCCCCCCCAGCAGCAGCAGCCUCAGCAGGCCCCAUCGCAGGUACAGCAGGCCCAGGGCAGUGGCGAGGCCCAGCUCAUCUCGUUCGACUGAUCUUGGCGAGGGGGGCUUCCCAGUGUAACACUAUUGUCUGCAGGAACCACUAUGUACUUUAACUAGCCAUUUCUGUCUCUUCCCCGCCCCCCUCCCUGGGGAACGGCCCUGCUCAAGGGGAGGGUGGGACUCUGGGGCCCCACCAGCUGGCAUGCACCCUCUGGCCUGGCAGGGACCUCCCUGCAGCUCUGGCUCCCUGUGGCUUUUUCCCUGCCCUGUCCCCACCUAGCUGAAACGUGCCAUGAUUACUGGAAGUUGUGAACCCCACCCCCACCCCAGCAGGUGGAGAAUGAAUGGGCGCUUAGCCCUUCACGAAGAGAUUUCCACAAGUCAGAGGCUGCAGACUGGCUGCUGGGCUUCCCCUCCAGGGCUGUUUGGGCAGGAUGGUGACUGGGGCCCACUGGGCACCCUCUGACUGGGACCCAGCCCUGAGAAGAGCGAGCAAUAAUUGCACAGGCCAGGGACUCCCUUCCCUGCUCUGCAGCAGGCAAGAGACUUAAACAUGCCCCAAGAACUUGCCCUGACCCUAGGGCAAAUGGGGCAAUGAGAUCUGAUGCAGAGCUGCCCCGUGCACAAAGCACGGCCUCUGCCACUAUUCCUCUCUGCACAGUGCACCAUGGGGCUCCUCCUCUGCCCUAGUAGGAGCCUGGGCCCCGCACCACACCCUGCACCCCCCCCCCCCCCCCCCGAUCCCCUGCCCCUUCAUGGGAGCCUGGCCCUGUGCUUGCAUUCCAUGCUCCUGGGAGCUCAGGCCCUUCCGCAUGACCUAUGCCUAUAUCCUCCACCCCCUCCUUGGGAGCCUGGGCUCUCCCUGCUUUUUGAACACUCAUCUCUCAUACGUAGUGGUGAAGUAGGCAGAAUGGAACCAGUGACAAUAAAAUGUAUUUAAAGA